Molecule: messenger RNA, 2883 nt
Organism: Oryzias melastigma (Indian medaka)
Lineage: Eukaryota; Metazoa; Chordata; Actinopteri; Beloniformes; Adrianichthyidae
Gene: ccdc80l2
Product: coiled-coil domain containing 80 like 2
Exons: 12
Coding region: 684-2867 (727 amino acids)
Source: RefSeq, a predicted model, not a curated record
CUUCGUGCACCCAGACUGAACAAAAGGCAUCCCUCCGUAAACCAAGAUUCUACUGACCCCUACAGGAUGAUUCUGUCCAGUAACUCAUGUCUGAAAAACAGUUACCCCAACACUGACAUGCUGAUAACGUUACGCAACAAUGAGCACGUUUUGACAUGUGGAUGAGCACAAAUGUAACCAUCAGUUUGGACCCAGUUGCCUUUGCUGGUGUGUUGCAUAUGCAUGAGUUAUUAUUGUUUGGUUGAUAAUAGAAAAAGCUGCAUCUCAUACUCGAUCUCUGUGUCUCUGUGUGUGUUUGCGAGAGAAAGCCAGAGAGGGGGAAAAAAGUGCUUUGAAGCUGCAGAAAAAUCCAGGAGUUUCCUGUGAACAAGCCCAGGCUAUAAUGUGACCCAGGAAUGUGCAUGUGUUAGUGAGGAGAAGAGCGUCUCUGCAGUCAGUCUCUCUGUUGCUGAGGGGCUUUUAACACUGCAGCAGCGACUUUACAUUUCAGAUUACAAAUUUGAUUCUUAUUUUUUUACUUAACAAAAUGCUGAAACCUCCAGAGAUACUUUCAUUUGAAGAAUGAAUUCUUCAGAUAGCUUUUAAACAUCUGGCUACUCUAGUGCUGAAGAGCAAUAGUAGUAAAAAAAAGUUAACACGUGUAUUUUGCCAUUUAGUGGAGUUCUUCUGCUGCAUCAGGAAGGAUGGUUCAUUUUUUUACUUCACACUGUCUGAUGGUGUUUACCGCUCUGUGGAGCCUUGCCCACCUUGGAUCGCUGAGUGCAUGGACAGGCGUCAUUGGAAGCAAACCAAAGGACCAGUUGGACCCCAAUGUCAAAGACUGGGGGGACUAUUCCGACCUCCCUUUGGGAGUUGAGCAAGGACUAGGAUUGGAGGAAGACAGAGAAGAGGGGGACAGAAGGGGCGCUGGAGGGUCAACAAACUUGGCUCCAGAGCUGGAUUUUCUGGCUGACUUUGCAGGUAAAAAGCGGCUGUGGGUGAUAACAGCUCCAUCACACAACGACCACUACCUUCAAAUGAUGGAGAAACAGUUAGAAGAUAUGGACCAGAAAGGGCUGAACUGCCGUCUAGCAGAAAGAGACACUUUCAUCAUAACCAUCAUCCAGAACGCCAUGAUGGAAGGACGCAUCCAAAAAACCACUCUUCAGGGGGAUGCCACAGUGGAGAACCUGGACCCUGACACCGUUACCAGACUGCUGCACUACCUGGAGCUCGCCAACCAAGAUCAGACUUUUACCAUGUUGGUCAUUAAGAAGAAUCUCCGGGUUAGUGAGCGUUUCCCCUACCCAGUCCGCGUUGAGGCAAUUUUGGAACUCAUUGAUCAUUUUCCAGUGAGGAAACUGGAGAAAGCAACCAGAAAAGGAUCUCACUUAAGGUGCAAAACUAUAAAGAAGAAGCUUGUAGUGAAAAGGAGAAAGAUGACAAAGAAGAUUGUGCUGAGCCCUCAUACCCGAGGGAACAUUACAUCUGUAGUGACUUUGCAAAGGAAAGGUCCAGUGGACAAAAAAGUCGCCCUGAAGAGUAAAAUCCAGGACAUACUGAACGGUCGGUCCAGGUUUGUCAUUUGGAAGAAGCCCGCUGAAACUGCGAAAGGAAAAGAAUCGGGCAGUAAUGACUGGCCCACUUCUCAAGUGCUUCGUCCUACAGCAGGUCCAAGGAGAAGCAAGGAGGUGGUGAAAGACAGGCCCCACUCUGCUGUAGAAAACGUGAAGAAAAAUAGAAACACGCAAGAAAAGGUAGAGCCAGGAGUGAAAGCUGACAUUCAGGACAAACAAAGCUCAAAGAAAAAAAACAAGAAGAAGAAAGGAAAGAAAGGGAAAGGACGGGGAAAGAAGUCCAGCAGAGAAGCAAGUGAGGAGGACAAAGCGGCUCUGAAAAAGCUUUUGGACAGUCUGAGAGGGUCCAGACGCCUGAUGCUGAUUUCAACACCCAGUAGAGAUGCGGCGCUGUAUGUGCAGCAAAGUGGAGAAAACGAGAGGCAAAAGUGUGAGCUUGCUACCAGGAAGAUCACCGUGGCAACUGUAGUGGGAGAAGGACGUGAGGCCACCCUCACACUGCAGCAUCAUCAGCUCAAGUCUGAGCCUCCUCUCAGUGACCAAUCGAAGGAGCUUUCCAGUGCAGGAUUAAUCUCUUUGUUGAGGCAGGAGCUCGGCAUGUCGUCUGCUGAUCUCUUUUCAAUAACCGUCACCGAUUAUGACAUCAAGCCCAAAACCGUCUUCGAGGCUCCUCCAUCAAGCUCAGCUUUGUUUGAGUACAUUGACAACUUUCCUUCGAGGCACUCGGAGAAAGAGAGGGAAAAAAAGAGUCCUCCUGUCUGUUCUGAAGACGUGCCCGCACCUGCUGUUCAGGAUUCACUUCUCAGGUUUAUGUCCAAGAGAAGACUUCUGCUGAUCUCAGCUCCCUCUGAAGAUGACUAUUCUUUCCAGCAACAGCGCUCUGCUCUGAUUGGACAGGAGUGUCACCUUGGUAUUCGCCACUUUGCCUUACUAAAGCUUUUUGGAAAUGGAGAAAGAGCUUCAGGAACUGUGGAGCUAUUUCCCCUAAAUGGUCGCAGUCAGAGUGAAGUUGAACCCCUGUCCUCCGCCACGGUUAGAAAUCUGAGGGAGCAGCUGAAAAUAAGCGAGGAUUAUUUCAGUAUGCUGGUGGUGGGGAAAGAUGGCGAUGUUAAAGCCUGGUUCACAUCACCAAUGUGGUCCCUGGACAGCAUCUACGACCUGGUGGACUCCAUGGAGCUUCGUCUUCAGGAGGAGAAGCUCCAGAGGAGUCUGGGGAUCCACUGUACUGAGGAAGGAGGAGCUAGAGGCGGUGAAGCGGGGCAAUACCCUGGAUAUGGUGGCGAAGAGGAGACAAGCAUGUAUCAGAAAUGAAAGGAAAAAACACACA